GCAUUACAUUAACUAAUCCGAAUAACCAUCAACAAAUAUUCAACCACUCUUCAAAUUAUACGUCUACAUCGAAACCUUAGGUUUCACUGUUUUCAUUAGCUAUGCCUCCUGCGAAGAAGAGGAAGACGGCGAAGGCCGCGAAGGCCACUGCUAAAGUAAAAGACGCUCCGGCAGCAGAGGCAGUUGAACAGGCUGCACCAACCAACGAGGAGAAUCCCGAAGAAGAACAACCAGAAAAGCCGAACAAUUUGAAACCAGUGGAGAAUAAUGAAACAACAUCACCAGCAACAACAGCAGCGGAAACUAGUUCGGCUGCAGGUGCUGCAGAUGCUGCAGAGAAAGCAAGGGAGCGGAUGGCACGUUUUCGCGCCUUACAAGCCCGCGCGAAAGUAUCAUCGGACCAGAACCUUGCGGAAACAACUAAGGAAUCUCAGCGUCUAGCUACCGACCCAUCCGCACUCAUAUCGCUGAAUCGCCGCCGCGACAUUGCUACACACAAACUACUGAAGGCCGAAACAGAGGAGGCGGGCGAGGACUUCGAGCGCAAGCGGGCGUGGGAUUGGACGGCGGAGGAGAGCGAGCGUUGGGAUAAGCGCAUGAAGAAGAAGGCUGCCCACCGCGACAACAACGCUUUCCAGGACUACCGCCAGGAGAGCAACAAGGUUUACAAGCGACAGGUGCGCGACCUGGCCCCCGAUCUCGAGCGCUACGAGAAAGACAAGAUGGCUGCCAUCGAGAAGGCUGCCGCGUCCGGCGGUCUCGAAAUUAUCGAGACCGAAGAUGGCGAACUCAUCGCUGUUGACAAAGACGGAAGCUUCUACUCUACCGCCGACUCGACCUCCUUUGCCGAGAACAAGCCCGACAAGGCGGCCAUCGAUAGAUUGGUGGGCGACCUGCAGAAGGCUGAGGACGUCAGGUUGCGCAAGAGGCGCGAAAGAAUGGCACAGAACGGUGACGACGGCGACGUCACGUAUAUCAACGAGAAGAAUAAGCAGUUCAACCAGAAACUGGCUAGAUUCUACAACAAGUACACGGCGGAGAUUAGGGACAGCUUCGAGCGCGGGACUAUGAUUUGAAAAGACGAUAGGUGGUUUUACUGUACUGGGGGCGUUCACACAAGCAUCAUCAGACGGGCCGUACUGGUACACGAUUAGAUUACA
Molecule: messenger RNA, 1160 nt
Organism: Daldinia decipiens
Lineage: Eukaryota; Fungi; Ascomycota; Sordariomycetes; Xylariales; Hypoxylaceae
Product: SYF2-domain-containing protein
Exons: 1
Coding region: 102-1076 (324 amino acids)
Cellular component (GO): post-mRNA release spliceosomal complex; catalytic step 2 spliceosome; Prp19 complex
Source: RefSeq, a predicted model, not a curated record